AUGACAAAUCGGAGUCCGGUCCCGACACCGAAUUCUCUGGAUGUAAGGAGUAUGAAUACCCCGAGCAUUGCACCUACAAUUCAGACGAGCGAAAGCCAAGAGUUGGGAGGUAUCGGUAUUGUACUUCAACCAUCAAGAUCCAACCCACAGAACAUGGAAAUCAUGCACCUCUUUAACGGCGGUCCUGCACAGACAAGCGGUCUUGUUGCAGUCGGAGACGUUCAGUUUGCCCUUACAAGAGCCAUCGCGAUCUCCCAAAGAUCAGAUUCGCUAGAGGUGACAUCCCAGCCAAUCACUACUUCUGAAUAUGGGAAGAUAGGAUCACAUCAAGUCGGCGAAGAAAAAACAGCUCCCGUGCCAACAGAGAUUCCUGUCGUUUCUUCCGGAAAAAUAUCGACAUUCUCUGCUGUUGCUGAGCAUUCGACCAUCAAUUCAAACUCAGUCAAAGCACCAUGGAGUUCCUCGCCUAAGUCAAAUUUCUACAGGGCUGAUAUCUCAGGUAUCGGCGAUGCUGUCUCUGAAAGCGAAAGACAUUCUGCAAGAAGCAUCGAUAACAAAAAGGGAAAGCGCUCGAAGGAGUCAUUGAGGACGAUCACUGCGAUUCCAGAAUACAGCAAUUUUUCUCAAGAAGAACUGAGAGCAUCAUAUUAUCUUGAGAAGAUGACGGAAACCACUUCCGUGAAUCCACCAGGAUACAUGAAGCAGAAACCUGUGACUGCUCAGAGUGAACCAUCUGUCUCAAACAAUACCGAAAGUGUUGCACCAAGCGUAUCGAUGGACGAACAGAAGAAAAUUGGCAUCAGUGAGGAUGAAAAGGCAUCAUUUGUGGCAUGGAAGGUACAGCAGGAAAGAGAAUUGGAAGAAAAGCGUCUGCAGCAAGAGCACCUCUUUGCAGAGCAAAUGAAGAUCGCAGCUGACCUUGAAAAGCAGCAGAGUGAGCUGUUGCAGAAGCAGAUGGCAUUGGAACAGAAGGAAAAGGAAAUUCAGGACAUGAUGAGCGUUUCAAACGGCAGAUCAUUCAAGGAAGCUGGAGACGUAGAGGUCCAAGUCAAGAUGCCGGUAGAUGACAGAUCAAAAAGAGCUCCUACAGACGAAGAAUUGACCGAAGCAGCACUUGCUAUGCUACCAUCGGCUUUAGAUGACAUCAGGUUGGGGUCACAAAGCGCAACUGCAGCAAUCCGUAAAUCACAUCAUACUGAAUUGGAAGUAUCGCAAAAAGAAUUAGAUAUUCUGGACUUUGAAAGCAAGCGAACGGAACAUUCUUUGAAUGAUUCAAUGGCUGAAAACAUGCAAUCUGUAUCGCCAGAGCUUGUGAGCUUGACAUUAGACUUGGAAUAUGAUCAGUUUCUAUCCACUGUAGCUCGUAAAUCUGCUUUUCAGAACCAAUUGAAAAAGGAUAUUGUGUCAGCUCUCAAUACUGAUGAGCAUCGAGUGGUGAUAAUUGCCUUGAAUCGGGGAAGCAUAAUUGCCGAAAUUUGCCUAAUGCCAGCCCAAGGGGAUUCUGACACCAUGAGAGAUAAUCGAACGCCAAAAGUGCUUGCAUAUGAAUUGGCAGCUCAGGUUUCUGAUCCAUCAAGUGCACUGCGAGCGGCUAUAACAACCAAGAAGGCCUGUCGUGCUAUACUUCGCGGUCCUCCUGGACCAAAUCAGAUCAUUCAGGACACUGUCAAGAUUUCGACAAUUUGUUCUCCAAGAGGGUCGCUUUCCACAGAGAUUUCUCCUAGCAAACCAGAAAUUCCGUCAAGAUGGGCAGUUCUUGACAGAAAUGAUAUAGCUGAUGAGAGAGAAAUGUCUGCCUACUUGCUCAACAACGAGCGCAGCAAAUCGAAUCUUCCUGAAUCUAGCCUCACUGGAUCCUGGAACUACGAUGCAGUUACUGAUGGUCUCUUACCAUCGCCCAGCAGGAUUCAAAGCAAAUCUCCAGGGCAGAGGUCUUCUGAUCCGCUUUAUGCAUCCUUGCCAGCGUUUUCAGACCCAGUACAUGCAACCGGAACAAGUCCCUUGCAAUCGGCAUUAUCGCCUCAAUUCAUGCCCUCAAUCUUUGCUUCAGCUGGUGCCUACAGCACAACUUCGUCAAUGAGUCUGCCAGGAGCAGGCGAAAAGCUUCUAAGUUUAGGUGAAAAGGUGAUAGAAGCUCUUGCAUCCACUGGAACAGACCUGCUGAAACGAGGAAGAUACCAACAGGCUAGGAAGUAUCUGAAGGAGGCUCUGGAUGGUUCGAAGUCUUUACAGGCAGCGGGUCAUACAGUUCCAUCCAAUUUGACUUUCAAAAUUUUCGACGGUUUGGCAAUUGUUGGAAAUCUCGAACAAGACGAGCCCUUCAUCAUUGCUGAAGAUAGCGAGAAAUUGAAUCUGUGGUCCUCCAAUGGAAUGACAAGUCGCCUCCUUCAAAAGGAGAUGUUGCGUUUCGUCGAAAUGUCUCGGGAUUAG
Molecule: messenger RNA, 2430 nt
Organism: Guillardia theta CCMP2712
Lineage: Eukaryota; Cryptophyceae; Pyrenomonadales; Geminigeraceae
Exons: 16
Coding region: 1-2430 (809 amino acids)
Source: RefSeq, a predicted model, not a curated record